GUUCAGGCAAGAAACGGAUACGGCAAAAUGGGAAAAAACGGUGUUGUGCUAAUAUUCAUUUGCAUUCUCGCGACCAUUGUGAGUUGUGAGAAGGCUCGUUUCGAUAACUACCGAGUGUUUACGGUUGGUGUAGACAGUGAAGAUCAAAUAAAAGUAUUGCUUGAUUUGGAAAGGAUGUCUUCAUCAGGCUAUGACUUCUGGACUAGUCCUACUAAAAUUGGUCGAUCUGUAGACAUUAUGGUGCCCCCACAUAAGUCUGCGGAAUUUGAAGAAGUUAUGACAACGUAUCGGUUUAAUACGGCAUUGAAAGUUGAAAACGUUCAGGAGCUCAUUGACAACGAACAGCCAAAAUUUAGAGCCAGAGAUGGUGAAUUUGGAUGGACACAGUAUCAUACCCUUGAGGAGAUCUACGCUUGGUUGGACUUGAUGCUGGAACAAUACAGCACCGUCCUAACACCUAUCGAUGCAGGAAACAGUUUCGAAGGACUACCAAUUAGAGGAGUUCUACUAUCUUAUCGCGAAGGAAAUUCUGCGGUCUUCAUUGAAUCAAAUACUCAUGCUAGAGAAUGGAUUACAUCUGCCUCAGUCACGUAUAUCCUGAAUGAAUUCCUAACAUCAACUGAUCCUGCUAUCCGAAAUAUUGCUGAAAGUUACGACUGGUACAUCUUUCCCAAUGUCAAUCCUGAUGGAUUCAGAUUUUCUCAUGAGAAUAAUCGAAUGUGGAGAAAGACACGAUCCCGCAAUGGUUUAAUCUGUAGAGGAGUUGAUCCAAACCGAAAUUGGGGUCACCAAUGGCAAGAUGGAUCAGGCCCUGGUGCAAGCAAUGACGUUUGUUCAGAGACAUACGCCGGACCUCAAGCAUUCUCAGAACCAGAAACCAGACAAUUGGCUGACUUUGUCCUUCAGCACGUUGACCACAUCAAAGUUUAUUUGAACUUCCAUUCAUACGGUCAGUGGAUUUUGUAUCCCUGGUCCUAUACAGAAGACCCAGCCGAUAAUUAUGAUGAUCUCCGAGAAAUAGGAUUUGCAGCAAGUAGUAAACUAAAAGAGUCUUAUGACUCGGACUAUACAGUUCAGAGUUCAUUCGAUCUCUAUAUCUGUACUGGAACUAGCGUUGAUUGGAGCUACGGAGCGGCUGGUAUAAAAGUCGGAUACACCUAUGAAGUUCGUGAUACAGGACGUUAUGGAUUUAUUCUCCCGGCUGAUCAAAUUAUUCCUAACGCUAUUGAAGUCUUGCAAUCAUUAGUCGCUCUACUUGGGAAAUGUGAAGAUUUGGGUUACAUGACGCUUUGAAGGACUCAUGCAUGCUUCUAUAAAAUGAUUGACAAACUAUAUCUUCACCUUAUGUAAAAGAAACCAUUGAACAAAUACAAAUUAAACAAAA
Phlebotomus papatasi is the source of this 1384-nucleotide messenger RNA. RefSeq names its product zinc carboxypeptidase-like. Gene Ontology annotation, molecular function: zinc ion binding; metallocarboxypeptidase activity. The coding region runs from base 28 to 1293 and encodes 421 amino acids. The transcript has 6 exons. The record is from RefSeq and is a predicted model, not a curated record. Gene Ontology annotation, biological process: proteolysis. NCBI's taxonomy places the organism in Eukaryota, Metazoa, Arthropoda, Insecta, Diptera, Psychodidae.